CUCACUUGCUAAAAAACACUUAUUUUGAGAAAAAAACCCUACAAUUUUUUUUUUUGAAAAAAUAGUAAAUAUUUAUUUUUAAGUAAAAUGGAAGUAGAGAAAAAAAUAAUAGUGAUGGCAGUAGAUGAAAGUGAAGAAAGCAUGUAUGCUUUAUCAUGGUGUCUUAAUAACAUAAUUUCAGUUUCACAACAAAAUAAUUGUACUUCUAAUACUACUCUUGUUCUUCUCUAUGUUAAACCCCCUCCUCCUGCUUAUUCUGCUUUUGAUGUUGCUGGGUACAUGUUUCGAAAUGAUGUAGUAGCAGCCUUAGAAGAGUACACAAGUAAGCUUGUUGACUCAGUAAUGUCUAAAGCUCAAGCAGUUUGUAUGAAAUCCAACAUCAAAAUUAAGCUGGAAAAAAAAGUUGGUAGUGGAGAUGCCAAAGAUGUUAUAUGUGGAACAGUUGAGAAAUUAGGAGCUAAUAUGCUGGUUAUGGGAAGCCAUGGUUAUGGAUUUGUGAAGAGGGCUCUUUUAGGAAGCGUAAGUUAUGAUUGUGCCAAGCGAGUUAAGUGUCCCGUGAUGAUUGUGAAGCAUCCCAAGAACACUUGAUGGUUACUCUGUCUUUUUAUAUUAGAAGAUAAGGUCGUCUCAAAAAGUUAUCCUACCUUUUUUUUUUCUUCAUAUAGAAGCACCUUCUUUUGUUUUUAAAGUUAUUUCAAUAUCUUUCUCACUACUAAUUACCAAUUUAUCAUCAAAAUUAUGUACUUGUACAGAAUUAAACUGUGUGCUUGUAUAAAAUAGUUUUUAUAGUUUCCAUUUGACAAACAAAUGUUUGUAAUA
Beta vulgaris subsp. vulgaris (sugar beet) is the source of this 819-nucleotide messenger RNA. RefSeq names its product universal stress protein PHOS32. The transcript has 4 exons. The record is from RefSeq and is a predicted model, not a curated record. Bases 88 to 588 code for a protein of 166 amino acids. NCBI's taxonomy places the organism in Eukaryota, Viridiplantae, Streptophyta, Magnoliopsida, Caryophyllales, Amaranthaceae.